Molecule: messenger RNA, 1591 nt
Organism: Impatiens glandulifera
Lineage: Eukaryota; Viridiplantae; Streptophyta; Magnoliopsida; Ericales; Balsaminaceae
Exons: 7
Coding region: 169-1407 (412 amino acids)
Biological process (GO): negative regulation of DNA-templated transcription
Cellular component (GO): nucleus
Molecular function (GO): transcription corepressor activity
Source: RefSeq, a predicted model, not a curated record
CCGACGAAACCCUAAUAUCUGGAGACUGGUUCACUUCUCAAUUCUCGUAUUGGAAUAAAAUUGUGUGGAUCUCAUCUGAAUUUAGAGAGAGAUAGAGAGAAUCCGAGCUUCCAUUUUCUCUAAACCUUCGGAUUCUAGACUGAUUUGUCUUUCCGACAGGGAAUUAGGAUGGACGAAGAAGAAGGUGGGAUUAGGUUGAGCAAGAGGUUUCCAGACAAAGGUGGAGAGGUCGACAACAAAACCAAGUCCGGAACAGCCUGGUCUCACAACUUUCUCAAUCAGAAACCAUGGCAUCCUCUCUCUUAUCGCAAUCAGCGUCGCUUGUGGAUCGCCGAGCAAACGGACGCCAAUCACCAGCGCCGCGCCGACGAAGCCGCCAGAGAGUAUUCCCAAGAACAAGAAUUCUUCCGCCAGACGGCACUUGUCUCUAAAAAGGAGAAAGAGAAGCUGGAAACAAUGAAAGCUGUGAGUUUUAUGUAUAUUCGGCCUCCGGGUUAUAAUCCUGAAAGUGCAAAAGCAGCAGAAGUUGCAGAUGAAAUGAAGAAGCAAGAAAUGGACAAACCUCAGCAAGAUGGAGCAGAAUUAAAUGAGGCGCAAUUGGAUGCUGCAAGCACUAAAGACCAACAGGGUGAUGCCAGGGCAAAGAAGAAACGAGUUCCUAGAGAUGUUUUUGGUCGUGCUGUACCUACAGAAGAACAAUUCGAAGUCCUUAAAAAUGCUCCUAGGAUGGAAACGGGUGCUCCUGCAAGAGUGAAUCCAUUUGGAGUUGAAGUGCGCAAUGUGAGAUGUCUUAGAUGCGGAAACUUUGGCCACCAAAGUGGCGAUAGGGAGUGUCCCCUGAAAGAUGUAAUAACGCCUAAUGAAGAGAGUCGUCUGAAGCGAGAUGACCCCCUAACGGCUAUCCAAUCCCAUACUGAUCUUAACGAGCCUUUGAAGUGGGAAUUGAAGCAAAAGCCAGGAAUGAGUCCUCCACGAGGGGGUUUCAAUGUGGACGAUCCCAACCAGCAGAUUGUUGCAGAAGACAUCUUUGAUGAAUACGGAGGAUUUCUUGGUGGAGACGUCAUGGCUAACUUGUUGACGGAUUUAUCUGACAAGAAAAAGAAGAAAAAAUCCAAAUCCAGCAGCGAUAAAAAGCAUAAACGGAAGUCAAGAACAAGUCCUGAAAGGAAGGAAUCAUCUUCUUCUGAUGAAGAAGAAGAUGAUAAAGGGAAGAGGAGGUCAAGAAAGAUGAAACCUAGCAAAAAAAAGCAUCAUUACAAGACUAGUUCAUCAGAAUCAGAGUCGAAGCACAGUAAAAGGAAAAGACACAGACAUACUUACAGAAGCUCAUCUGAAGAAGAUUUAGAACGACAUAGAAGUAGUAGUAGUAGGCAUCAUCGUCAUUUUUCCCGCUAUCGGUCAGGAUGACAAGGCAUGCAUAAUCCAUUUCUUCAAGUAAUUUUUUAAAUUAAUGUUCUUGAAGACAGGACCAUUUGAGUGUGUUCUUCUUCUAGUAGGUUGAGCUAUCUGGUUGCAGUUUAUGACCUAAUCAAUUGAUGCUAAAGAAGGUGGGAACAAUGGGGAAUAUUGUAAUAAAUAAACAAAAGAGGUU